This is a messenger RNA of Brassica oleracea var. oleracea, 426 nucleotides long. Its product is annotated as protein RALF-like 27. The record is from RefSeq and is a predicted model, not a curated record. The coding region runs from base 5 to 337 and encodes 110 amino acids. The transcript has a single exon. NCBI's taxonomy places the organism in Eukaryota, Viridiplantae, Streptophyta, Magnoliopsida, Brassicales, Brassicaceae.
AAACAUGACCAAAUCAGUUUUCUCCUUAUUCUUCUUCACAGUAUUAGUCUCUCUUUUGCUUUUUCUCGCGGCUGCAUCUGCAGGGAAUGCAACAAGUGAGUUGAGAUAUGAUGGCUGUGCUCCCAGAGAUACCGUCAGAGAAUGCAACAUGGUGCCGGGUGAGGAGGAGGAGAAGGAGGUGGUACGGAGGAUUCUGCAACCAAGGAGCUUUAUAAGCCCAAAACCGCUGCAGCGACAGCCGGCUUUACCCUGUAAGAUCGCCGGUAAUUGCAUCAAACCUGUUAAUGGGAAAGACGCAACUUGCACUUACUACGACCGUUGCCAACGUUCAGCUUAAAUUUUUCUUCUUCCUUUUAUCAUUGUAUUUUUUAUAUGCUGUUUGUUUUUCCAUUAAUCAUGUGUGUGUUUAUGAUAUUUUAGUCAAAG